This is a messenger RNA of Guillardia theta CCMP2712, 6270 nucleotides long. RefSeq lists its product as hypothetical. The coding region runs from base 1 to 6270 and encodes 2089 amino acids. Lineage: Eukaryota; Cryptophyceae; Pyrenomonadales; Geminigeraceae. Gene Ontology annotation, biological process: calcium ion import across plasma membrane. The transcript has 5 exons. The record is from RefSeq and is a predicted model, not a curated record. Gene Ontology annotation, cellular component: membrane; voltage-gated calcium channel complex. Gene Ontology annotation, molecular function: high voltage-gated calcium channel activity.
AUGCCACGAUCUUGGAGGGAAGAAUGGAUAGCAGGACCGCACCAUCCGGACAACAGGUCUCUCGUUGGAAGAUUCUUCUUCUGGUUGAUAAACUCAAGGUUUUGGGAAAAUCUCUUCUUGAUGUACAUUUUCUUCAACACAGUUAUCAAGCUCAGUGAUCUGAGAAUACAGCCUCAGUCCUACACAGACUUUCUGCUAUCCGUCUCACUCUGCUCGUGCAUUGUCUUUAACUCCGAGUGGUUGGUGGGUCUGCUUACGGUUGGGUACGUGGAGUUUUUCUCCGACAACUGGUAUCGUCUUGAUACUGCCGUCAACAUCAUGAAUUGGGGUUCAUACCUGACGGAGAUUCAAGUCUUUCCUUAUGCUGUCGGACUUGCUUUUCCCAAUAUUGCAUUUCUGCGCAUGUUGAGAUUUUUGAAGCCACUGGGUAGGAUAAGAGUUCUAUUGCCUUCCAAAGUGGUUGUACAGACUGUCAAAUCCGCUAUAACCAGUAUGGCUCCAGUGCUUGCUCUUUUGGCGUUCGCUCUUCUCUUCUUUGGUGUGGUUGGAAUCUAUCUGUUCGGAAGUCUUGGGCAGCUUUACUACCGUUGUGGUAGAGCUUUGACGAUCAAAGAAGCCUUUCACUUUUACAAUCCUGAAAAAUACAAAUCAAGCCCAUUGAAUACCAUCAACUUUAAAAAUUGUUCUGUGAAUAUGCCAUUAUACCAGGAAUAUCUCAAAGCCGCCCAGGACAACAAUGCUGAUCUUAGCAAUUUUCCAUGGACCACCAUAGUAAAUGGAGCUCCAAUCUCCGACCUGAGUGUCGGGGGCCAGCAGUACACUUGCGCUGAGCUGACACCAUUGAAGCUGUGCACAUGCCCUCAGUUGGACGCCUAUAACUCACCAGUAUGCGUUGACCUUACCGGCUCCUGCGGGACAGACUUGUGUUUCAUGGGAGAUGUCCCUCCCAUAAGUGUUAUGCUGGGAUUUGACAACAUGGCUGUAGCUGCGCUGACGGUGAUGGCUGUCUUCUACCAGAAGAAGUGGUCUCUUUUGAUGGAUGCGUGUACGCAAGCGACUGGAUUGCCUGCGGUCAUCUACUUCAUGAUCACUGUCUUCCUGGGCUCGUUCUGCUUGCUGAAUUUGACAGUCGCCACGGUUGGACAGAAUUAUGCAAGAGUCAAGAAAGAAGCCGAAGCGAAGAUGGCAAAGAAGGAAGAGGAGGUUGCGAGAAAAGCAAAAAUUCAGGCAGAGAGGGAUGAGAUGAAAAGAAAGCAGGGAAAAGGAAGCACGGACGACAACAACCAAGCUGACCUUUUUCUUGUAUCCCAAUUGAACAAGGUGGCGUCUGAAUGGGAGAACGAAAGGAUCAAAGCAAAGAAGAUUGCCUGCUAUCAAAAGCUGAAAUCUGAAAUCGCCAGAGUUUCUGUGAUGCAGGGCGCAAGCAACAAUCUUGUCUUAGCAGGUCGAUUUAUCAUCUACCCUCAAAACAACCUCGAGCUUCUUCCGUGCUCUAAGACUAGGCAAUACCUCGAAGGGAAACUGCUUCAGUUUCAAAUCGAAAAUGCAGACCUGCUGGAUGAAUUAGGAGAGGAGGAUGAGGAGGAUGACUUGAGCCAGGAAGAUUCAUCAGACUCUCAAGGUAUCGACUCGAGCAAUUCAAGUCAUGAACCAGCUACUGAGGGAGCAAAGGGCAAAGCUGACGCAGGCACCUCCUUCUUUGCGCUAUUGGCAGAUUUUGUGGUGCUUCUCAAUGCAGUUGGCUUGGCUGCGAGUGGCUUCAAUUUGUCUAUGAAUCCGUUCUUGAGCGACAUUGGAUAUUUUGCAUUGUUUUUCUUCAUUGCUGAAGCGGCAAUCAAAGGUUACGCUUAUGGAGGUUUGCAGUAUUACCUUGUGGAAUUAUCGAAUAUAUUUGACUUUUCUCUCGUGGUUAUUCCCGUGAUUGGGAAGAUUACAACUUUUGUGACAGGAAAUAUUUUGGGUCUGGGGUCAGAUUACAUCUUCCAGAUGGUUGCUCUGGAAUCUUUCAGGGCUUUUCGCAUCGCUAAGUUAGUACGACACCUCACAGGCUUGCGUAGGCUUACUGCACAAGCUUUUGGAAGUCCAACGAAUAUGUUCUAUACUAUGCUGGUGACAUUGAUUUUCAUAGCCUUCAGUUCACUGUUUGGACACGCAUUGUUCAAGAGCUCAGUUGCCUUUGCCAAACGGAGAAAUGAUUACCAGUACUUUGCUGCUGCUAUGCUAGCACUGUGUGAAUUUUUGUUCGGAGAAAGCUAUUUUCAUAAUCUUGAAAUUGGAUACAGCGACAGUAAUGUAAUUGGAUUAUUUUUCUUUGUAGCAUAUUACUAUCUUGCAAAUUUUAUUGUUCUUCGCAUAUUUAUAGCCCUCAUCAUGGAAAAUUUUGAAUUUGAUGAAGACGAAAAAAUUGCGAUGCAGAUUCAAUUGUUCCAACGAGAUCAAGUGUUGAGAAACGAUCUGAUAGACGGCAAAGCUAAGAGUUUUCCAUUGGAAGAACAAUGGGGCCGUCUGAGGAAACAAAAUCUUGACCCAGACAAACUGAAGGAGUUUCAAGACAGAUGGAGCAAAGCUGUUGCAGAACGAGCCGCAGAGGAAGGAGUUGCAGGACGAGAAGAAUCAAAGCCGCUGUGGGAAGUUGUCAUUGAAUCCGCCGAGAAUCAGAACAUCGCACAUGGAUAUGAUUCGCAUGGAAAAGCUUCGUUCAUACUAACUCUGAUGUCCUUGUAUACCGCACUGAGGAUGUUUGUUUAUGAUCUCGUGGAAAACAGAUGGUUCAAUUUGCUUGUGGCGACAGCGAUUGUGAUGUCGGUCGUUGUGCUGCAAAUCGAUCCUCCAACCGCCCCCAUAUUCCCGGACAGUGUUCGUCAUCUAAUUGACGUUGGCUUCUUUACAUUCUUCACAUUUGAAAUCUUGAUGCGAAUGAUGGCGUUUGGCUUGUUUCAUCAAGCGCAACCCGUCAAAAAGACUCUUGAGUUCCCCCAGGGAAAGCCACCCUUCUUUUCAGUCACCGAAGAAGGUGGUUGGAAUACCAUGGACUUUAUCUUCAUAUUGAUUUUGGUGGUCGAUGUUUUCUCCAACGCAUCACUAGGUAAUUUCAAAACCAUUAGAAUUAUCAGGGUGAUCCGACCAUUGCAAUCCAAUGUUCCCAUAGUGAAAAGCCUGCUUGCAGCAUUGUUCUCCAGUCUGACCAAAAUUUUUCAUGUUCUAAAUUUGCUUGGCAUUCUUUCCAGUAUUUUCGGAAUUAUUGGACUCUCUUUGUUUCAGGGUCGGAUGAAUUCCUGCAACGAUGAUGCUAUCGCAAAUUUUGAACAAUGUAUUGGGAACAACUAUGGCGGAUUACCAAAGGUCCCUUGCAAUUUCAUGGAUCCAAAGCAUCCCAAUGGAACUCUAUGCUCCAACAAAGUAGGCUCGUUCUUGUAUCAGCAGAUUCUAGUUCCACGGGUAUGGUCAACAAAUCCCGAAAACUUUGAAAAUUUCGGGGAUGCAUGUAUCACGCUCUUGCGAUUAGUCGCUGCAGAUACAUUGAGGCCAAUUUUUCAUUCAAUGAUGGACAUUCCGAGAAGAACUCAAAUUGUUUGCAGCGACGGUAGUAUCGGUGAUAAUGGAUGCCCCAACGGAGAGCCGCCGUACAUCGUCUCUGAACAGCCUAGCGAGAAUCCAGCGGGAAGUGCGAAUGUUCUGUUUGCGAUAACUUACAUCUUCAUCGCCAACGCUUUUGUCUCGCAAUUGGUGAUCGGUGUCAUGAUAGACAACAUCCGACGACAGACUGGUACUGCACUCUAUACCGAGGAUCAGCGCAAAUGGUAUGCGACGGGAGAGACGAUGAAGAGGAACUUGUCGUUGAAAUUGAGACCAGUGAAACCAGUCAACAAGUUCAGCAUUUGCGGGAAUUUUAAUGUAUAUAUGCCAGGAAGAGAACAGCUCUAUGACAUCUUGAACAGCGAGACCUACGACAAUCUGAUGAUGAUUAUCAUUAUUCUCAACACUCUCUGGAUGGCUACAGAGCAUUUCCCUUCUGAUUCAUUAUACAGAGACAUCAAGGUGUACCUGAGCAUCAUCUUUACAAUCAUUUACACUGUUGAGCUCGUUGCCAAGAUGUAUUCCUUUGGUGUUAUAACUUGGCUCAAGGAACCACCAUCUGGACAGCAUGUAAAGGGAAAAUUGCGUGUAUGGAGCCCGUACUUCAGAGACAACUGGAACUGUUUCGAUUUUUGCAUAGUCAUGUUGAGCUUGCUGGAUGCGAGUGGUUUGCUCAAUGGUCUGACGUUCCUGAGAUUACUUCGAGUCUUGAGGUUGUUCCGACUCGUGCGGAGAGUGAAGACAUUGCAGCUCAUGGUUCAAACGCUGCUCGGGGCGAUUCCAUCCAUCCUUAGUGCACUCUUCUUCCUCGGGAUAUGGAUUUUCCUCUUUGCUUCUAUUGGAAUGGAUCAAAGCAUGUUUCCCAACGUGAAAAUCGGUAUCGUCAUUGAUAGCAGAUGGAACUUCACAUCGUUGUACAAUUCGAUGAUGUUGCUAUUCCGCAUUGCUACGGGAGAUUCGUGGUUUGACAUCGUGUAUGAUGGAGCUGUGUUACCGCCAUACUGUACUGCCAACCCGGCGGCAGAGCAUCCUAUCCUGCUUGCAGGAGUGCCGGGAGAUUGUGGGAUCGGGUCAGGAUCUUACAUCUACUUUCUCGGGUUCUGGCUGGGCUGCAACUUUGUGUUCGGACCAUUGUUUGUCGCAACGCUGAUCAACUACUUCUUCGAGGCGCAGGUGGACGUAGUUUCUCUCUUCAACAGAGACGAUUGCGAGCUCUACGCGUCUGUGUGGUCUGAGUUUGACGAGAACGGCAUCGGAAGGAUCUCCAUCGAGAACUUGAGGCCCUUCAUAGAACGACUUGCCGAGGUCGGGCACCGCGUGGGUUUCAGGACGUCGGAGAGCCCAGAGAGGUUCAAGAGCAUUUGGUCGCGGGUAAUGGCAGACCCUCUCAAGUUUCCAGAGCAAGGCCUCCUUGUAGCACAAGAAAAGGAUAGAGAGAGACUUGGACUGAGCAAGAUAGACCGAAACAACAUCAUCAAAGCAUCGCUGAAUACUCAGAGGGCCAAACAAAUCCGUAAAUACAUCUAUGAGAAUACCUUUGUGCAAGAGAGGAACGAAGUUGGAUUUCACUACCUUGCAAAAGUUCUUGUGAUUCAUCAAGAAAACAUAAAAGCUCCACUGACGACAUCUGACCUUAUCAAUCGGGGCGCUGCCUUUCAACAGUUCAUGGGUUUGUUGAACUACCACGAGAUCCCUGGUCGUGAAGGGAAGGAAAAUCAGAGAUGGCAAGCGCUGGAGAUUCACAAUCGGUUGCUUUCUCCGCUCGAUGCCAAGAAGGAGAAGUCUGGUGCAAGGGCCAUCGACGUCUCACAGCUGCCGAGGAUUUUCAUGGCGAUCGCGUACGUGAAGCAAGAGCUUCGUCCGAGAAGAGUCGGCGAUGAGGAGGUGAACAGGCCGACGGGAACCAAGAGGGAGGCGCUUGUCAGGAAGAUAGCCUCUCUGCAGGAUAGCUUCGACGAGAUCAUCAGCUCCCUUGUAGACAACAUCCUGUGGGGUGUGGAGGACGACGACGACGACGAGGAGGAGGAGGAGCACGACGAGGACGAAGGUCACAGUGUGAAGGGCAUCAUCGACUUGCACCUGGAGCAGAUCAUGGACGAGACCAUCUCCUUGUACGCGCAGCAGACAUGCACCAGGUUGUCAGACAGGAUGAAGAAGAGCAGCAUGCCAGAGAGGCCGCACACGCAGCGGUACACGAGCAACAUGCUGGAAUCGGGGAAGAUGGAGCCGCGAGUCUCGACGGUUCCUCGAGGAUGGUUGAACGCGAGGAGGACGAGGAAUCUGAAACGAGUCACCAUCAACGACUGGACGGCGGACGAGAAGAACAAGGAGGCUACCGUUACAGCUCUGCAACGAUUCUCAGCGGUGGAGCAUCACCCAGGGCAUCAACCUCUGAGCAUGUCCAACUUCAGCUCAGAGCUCAGGAGCAGGCUGCAGAGGCUGAGCAAGAACGACGUAUGGAAGUCCAUGUACAAGGAAACUUUCAGCAGGCGGGGAGGUGCAGGGGCUGCUACCCCAGCGAGUACGUGGAAGGGCGUGUAUGCCAUGAGCUUGCAACACGUGCAGGAGAGAAUGCAGAGCCCUCAGGGCGAACCCCCUGGCUCAGACGAGAACGCCUCUGAUUCAGCCAGAAGACAAGACGUGCUGCCGCGACAAAGUUUUCCCUUCUUCCCGAUCUGCAUGUCUGAAAGAUGA